GCCCAAGAGCGCUCCAAGACUCCCAAGAUGGCCCCAAGAGGACCCCAAGACCGCAUCAAGGCGGCCCAAGAGGCCCCCAAGAGGACUCUCAAGAGGUCCGCAGUCAUUUGCGCUCAAGUGAGGCAUAUUUGCUCAGGACAUCGCUGUCAAAAUACAUUUGCAUUAAACAGACAUCCAGAUUCAUAUUUGGAUUCAGUACCUUCAGAAAUGACCCUCACAGGGCUUUGCCACGUUGCUCAUCACGGUCGUGGUGUUCAUGGGGGGCAUUCGCACCGCAAUUGGUUUGCUGGCGGGUCUGCCUACGACGGACAGCCCGACUCCGUACUUGACUCCGUACCCGAUUGGAACAUCCGAAGACGAUUGCAUGGACGAAGAUGGGUCGUUGGUCAACGAGGCUGGCCGUAAUUGCAUGGAGAUCAAGGGUCUUGGACGACGACGACAUGGACUUUUCUGCGCAAGUAAUGUGUUGUGCUUGCGGAGGUGGUAUUCGCAAUCAUAUAAUCAGCCACGGCGAUUAAGUAACGCUAAGGGCCAGUGACGCCACGCAAGGAUAUGCGUCGACCUGGUGCCUGUCGCGGAAGGGCAAGGCCAUCAGGCAAUGCAGGCUUAGUAUAUUACAGCCACCAGAACUGCGAAGCUCUAUGCGAUGCGGACUCAGGGUGCACAGGAUAUGUUCUCCCAGCUUCUGAAUCUAAUUAUAAUUGGUGUGAGACACACACGUCGGUCGGUGCGACAGGCGAUGGCCGAAGGGGGGCCGCGGGGCCCAGCCUGACGCCGAACCCGACGCCUUACCCGACUCCGUACCCGACUCCGUACCCGACUCCGUACCCGACUCCGUCCCCGACUCCGUGCCCGACUCCUAACCCGACUCCAGUGGCCGGUGCGGCCGGUGGGGCGGCGCAGGCGACCAGGGACCUUCACCUCGCCAACGUGUUCGGGCAGCGGUUCGACAUCCACAAGGAGGGAUGGCACACGCUGGUGCGGAUUCCCCGGGGUGCCAAGCGCGGGGCCGCCUUGCUGAGCGUCGAUGCGGAGGCGCGGCAGAUGGGCGUGGCGUGCACUGACACGUACUUCGUGUCGGUGAACCUGACGGGCAGAUGGGUCGGCUCCCACGGCCGCGCAUUCUGCGCCGGUUAUGUCGCUGAGAAGGAGUCCCGGCGUUGGCUGCGAUAUGGCCAGGUGGAGCUGAAGGUGUUGCAGGGCCGCACUAAGCGUGGCAUCGUCUAUCUGAACCUUUUCGUCCGUAAUCUGAAAUUUGUAGGCUACCCUGUGGGUGGGAUUCUGGGCUUGGACCACGCGACCGCAGCUGAGCCCAGUCUGAAGUGCCAGAAAAGAAUCUCUUUGGCCUCGGUGCCAGUCCGGACGAACGCCUCCACCGCAGUGGCAUAUCUGUAAGUGAUGCCGUCGUGCAAGCACGUAUGUCUUUGUCAUUGCAGUUAGUUGGACUUGCGAUUGACCGAAUUCUCCUGGUACCAUUCGCCGAUGAUGAUGAUGCUGAUGCUACCGAUACGACGACGACGACGACCACGACCACGACGACGGACGAGGACCCCAGGCGCGUCGGGGGUUCGCCCCGAGCCUAGGGCCCAGCGCGGAGGCGCGGCGAGGGUUCGCUCCGCGCCUCGAUCCUGCGAAGCGGGGUGGCUGGCGAGGACCGGGAGCCGCGUGCGCGAGGAGCGCACCCAAGGAAAAUUGUGGAGAGUUGCCCCCCCUCCUCUCUCCCCCGCCGGCGUCGCCGCUGUCCCCCAUUUUUUUUUUUGCGCCAAUGGGCGACCUGGAGUCCGAAACGGGCUUCCAGGGGCCAAGGGUGCGAAAAUCGCGGCGGCC
This is a messenger RNA of Prorocentrum cordatum, 1827 nucleotides long. Lineage: Eukaryota; Dinophyceae; Prorocentrales; Prorocentraceae. The record is from the annotation of a GenBank genome assembly.